AGUUCCGGCAUCCCGCAAACCUACCUUGAUUCCCAAACGGUCCGAGAAACCGUCUUCGUCACAGAACAAAAAGCUGUCCCGAUAAAAUACCAGCAAGAUCGAGACGACACCCGCUCAUUCUGCUGGGCCCUCUACUCCUCAUCUCCAGUUGCAAGACCUAUUGGUACUAUCCGUCUGGUUCCUUAUCCGCAUCAUCAGCAUCCAGCUGAGGGAGCAAGAUUUGAGGCUCCGGAUGAGGAACCGGAGGGUUUCAGUCAGAUUAUGUUGUUUAAUAUGCCACUGCCAGAGUAUGAUGUGGAUAGGAAGACAAGCUUGCAUGAUGGGGUUGAGAGUUAUAUUAAGUUGGGAAGGCUUUGUGUGGUUAAAGAGGAAAGGGGCAAGAGAUUUGCGGACUUGUUGAUUAAUGCUGCGCUUGAUUGGGCGAAGGCAAAUGCUAGUGAGCUUGGGAAAGGGGUUGGAAGUGGAGUGCCGGAGUGGAGGGGAUUGGUUUGUGUGCACGCUCAGGAGAAUGCGGUGGGUGUUUGGGAUAGACAUGGGUUUGUCACUGAUCAGGGGAUGGGGUGUUGGUUUGAGGGUGGGAUUAGACAUGUGGGCAUGUUUCGAAGGCUG
Hyaloscypha bicolor E is the source of this 609-nucleotide messenger RNA. RefSeq lists its product as uncharacterized. The transcript has a single exon. The record is from RefSeq and is a predicted model, not a curated record. The annotation marks the transcript as partial. Lineage: Eukaryota; Fungi; Ascomycota; Leotiomycetes; Helotiales; Hyaloscyphaceae.